Rodentolepis nana is the source of this 453-nucleotide messenger RNA. The record is from the annotation of a GenBank genome assembly. NCBI's taxonomy places the organism in Eukaryota, Metazoa, Platyhelminthes, Cestoda, Cyclophyllidea, Hymenolepididae.
AUGAUUUGGUUGGAUAUCGUAGCAACUUCUCAUGCUCCAGAGAUGUCAACGCAGUGGGCUAAACGAGCAGUCGAAAUAAAAGGAGGGAGAAAGAUUGUCGAAAGUCAUCGACGCAACAUUAUCAAUGACCUGAUGCAUUCAAUGUAUGCUACCGUUUACGGGAUUAUUAGGCAACGUGUAUGCCUAAAGAGGCUGAAAGUCGAUAAAAUGACGGAUUGUCUCAAAGUACUCCAAGCUCUUUCAAAAUUAUCGAAAGAAGAUACCAGUUUAAAAGACCUAAUAGUGUCAACAUUUCCAGCUUCAAGCGCCUCUGAUCUAGAAAGGGCCUCAGUUUUGGUGGAAGAACAUGACGAUGAAGAUAAUGAUGAGAGUAGUAAGGAGAGUGUGCGACCAAUGUCCCACAAUCUAACUCCAGCNGAGCAAAAAGGAGAAGAAGAGAAACAGAGAACGUGA